UACCAAUAUCAAUUUUAUAAAUUUUAGUGAAAAACUAUUCCACAUGGCCUCACUUUUUGAGACCCCAGCGAGGUUUUUCAUGGUGUUCAUCCACCCGUGCGGAAAGACACACUGUGAUUCAAAUUGUACACGUGCUAUAAAUGUAAAAAAGUUCAACACUUCCACUGUAUUUAUAACAAUUAAAUUAAGUUAAUUAACUUUAAUUAAUGUGAGUUCAUUCCUCAAACCAUUGUUCAUCAACUUAAACUUUUGUAAGUCGUUAGAGAACAUUUCCUAUUCCAAUUAAUAUACAAAAUUUCUAAUGAUUUGCAAAAUGUGAAAAAUUCUUCUAAAAAAUAAAUGGUAAUUUCAAAUUAGGAAAGCGUUCCAAGUCGACAACUCGACAACUUUUUUUCAAGAUUAUGGAGUCUCCAGAAGAAAGAAGUGUGGAACUAGUCGCACUGAAUAAUCCAAUUGUAAGCAAAACGAUCUUAAAACCGUUGAAAAUAUCGCGUUCAAAAAUCAACUUUUCCAACUUUCAGAUUUUGGAGAAAAUAUUCGAACAGAGCUCCGCCACGUUGAAAAAUUGUCGACUGGUUUGUCAUUUUUGGAACGAAAUUGUCCUCUCCCUCCCGAACACGAGGCUCGUGCUGAACCUUACCAACAAGGAUGACGACUAUGAAAAAGACCCCGUUCCAUUUUUCCAACUCUGUCUCACAUUAGAUGAACGACUUUCCAAACGGAUUUCUUGUGCCGGGGCCACUUACCGUUUCGCCGCUAAGCUGAUGCAUCUGUGUCACAUAUUUAGUGAUCAAGUCCAAAUACUGGAGACUCUAAUCGAAACUGGGGACUAUUUACCAUCGAUUUUCCACGUUUUCAAACACUCCUGUCCGAAUUUGAAACAAUUUCGAAUCAAUUGCAUCUUCAACAACGCGGAAGAUAUUCCCACUGGAGAAAUUCUGGUAGCGCCGCUCCCACAAAAACCAAAUUUGACCGUGUUCGAGCUGAAUUCUGAACAGUCGUCCCCUGCUCUCACCAGUUUUAUUCAGCUGGUCGUCAACGCCUCACCAAAUUUGAGAAAGGUCACCCUUCCGUGGGGAAGCUAUCCAGAUUUGAAAAAUUCAAAAUUCCUAGAUUCUUUAACCCUCAAGUUGGACCACAUGCGGCCCCCAGACAUCUCUCUGAGAGACUUGAAACCAUUAGACCUCGCACGUCUACUAAAUCAAGUCGGUGAUCAACUCGUCCACCUGUCUUUUUCCUAUAUCUACGCCAAUUCAAGAUUCAGCAUGGAAGACAACUACGAUCUGGAUAACUCGACCUCAUCCGGAUUCCGUUUGCCGAGAAAGAUGUCGAAAUUGCGUACGUACAAAAACGACCUGAUCGACAUUAUUCAGCAUGCCGAUCUCUGGCAAGAUAUCGUAGGAAUGCCAGCCCUGGAAUCGUUCAAGAUUGGAAAGAUAUGCAAAAAGUCGACAAGUAUGGAUGCAAUUUUGAAAAAGCUGCUAGAAACGAAGCGGAUUUUGACAAACGUCACGGAUUUGAAUAUUAACGAGUUGUACGAUCCCAAGCUUUUGGAGGGGUUGAAGACUGCGUUUCCUAACUUGACGACAUUGGCGCUAGAUACGUUCCACAAGAAGGAGAUGGGUGGGAUGGAGUUGGGCGUGGUUCUUAAGGCGUGUGCGGGUUUGGACACGUUGAAUCACUUUCAUUUGUGGCUGCCAACUUAUCCAGAACGAAUGAGAGAUACCAUUGAAGCUCUGUUAAUCGGCCGUGAUUUGUACAAAAAACUGAAUAGCUUGGUGAUCGACACGUACAGGAAAAAUGAAAUCGGACGCGAUUUUAAGCACCAUGAGAUGGAUGCAUUUAAGGAGCUGCUCGUUUCGAUGAAAGAGAUGGAUCAGGUCAUAAUUAAUGAUCUUUAUGUUGGUGACGAAACUCUGAGAAAUGUCUUGGAGUUUAAAUGUCAGAAGAGAUGUCCGUAUCGAGAUUUAAGUUUUUUCAAAUGGGAUGGGCAUGGGUGGUCGAUACCAGCGACUCCGACGACGAGUGGUGAAAAUUGACGUGUAUCAAUAAUUUUUAAAUUGUAUACCCCAUGAAAAACAAAAGUUUCAUCAACUACGCGAUGGAAUCAUCGGUAAAAUUAUCCGUGAAGGAAAAGUAGUGUCACUAAUUGUUGUUCAGUAAUUUUUUUUCUAAUAGAAUCGCUGCGUCGAUUUUAAAAGUCAUGUGUAAUCCAAUCGGCAUUUUUAUACGUUUUUUAUACAAAAGGAUGUUGUUAAUUAAUCUAAAAUUUGUCAAUCGCUGCGUCGAUUUCGAAGUCAUGGGCACUUUUAUACCGUGUUUUUUAUAUUAAUUGUAAAACUGGUCAGAUACAGCUAUUUUAUAUUAAUACUUAUAUACAAAAGUAUUGUAUUGUUAACUAUCUCUUCAACCCAAACUUUAUCAUGAUACUUACUAAAAAAAAUCCAUUGUGCAUCUGUCUAAAAGGCAGAAUUGGUAUUUUAAAAUGUCUCCAGAAAAUUGUGCGUGUGUGAAUCGCGAUUUAAUUUAUAGUAUAAUAAUUACACUAUAUUAUGAAUAAUAGGUCAUUAAUACUUGAUAUCAAAUUUAUUCAGAAUUCAAUUUAUUUCAAAACUUUGUAAGUAGCACGACGAUUUAAUUUCGGUAUCAAUAUUUUUCUCACUAUUUAUUAGUCAAAUUAAAAUAUAUACUAAUUUCAAUUUUUAUAAAUUUUUAUGAAAAACUAUU
This is a messenger RNA of Folsomia candida, 2727 nucleotides long. RefSeq lists its product as uncharacterized. The transcript is spliced from 4 exons. The record is from RefSeq and is a predicted model, not a curated record. The coding region runs from base 402 to 2039 and encodes 545 amino acids. NCBI's taxonomy places the organism in Eukaryota, Metazoa, Arthropoda, Collembola, Entomobryomorpha, Isotomidae.